This is a messenger RNA of Pundamilia nyererei, 3698 nucleotides long. RefSeq names its product F-box and leucine-rich repeat protein 3a (gene fbxl3a). The coding region runs from base 291 to 1604 and encodes 437 amino acids. Gene Ontology annotation, molecular function: protein binding. Lineage: Eukaryota; Metazoa; Chordata; Actinopteri; Cichliformes; Cichlidae. The record is from RefSeq and is a predicted model, not a curated record. Gene Ontology annotation, cellular component: mitochondrion. The transcript is spliced from 5 exons.
UAAUGCACCGCUGCUGUCACGACAACAUUUCGCCAUUUCGGGUUUGGCGGACAAGGGGGGCGCUCUGUAACUCCCGCGAAGGAAUUAGGUCAGCCGAGCGGAGGUGUUUCUUCACUGACAACAUUUCUCGCUCGUUCUCGUUUUCCCGACGGCUCUCUUAUCGUGCUCCGAUGCGUGUUACCUGGCUGCUGCUGAUGAACUUUACCAGCGUCGGCCCGGGCUGAAGAGUCGAGUCAGUUGUCGGAUUUUCUAGCUAACAGCUAGCAAGCUAGCUGUGUGUAAACAACAAGAUGAAACGGAUGAAAGGAGGAGAGGGGGGAAGCGAUGACUCCUCCUGUGAGAGUCCAGCGGAGGUUUGCAAGAAGGUGCGAAAUCAGUUGAGCGAGGAUUCGGAGCCACAUGUGGCUGAGUCGCUGGACUGUAACUGGGCACGGCUGCCUCAAGAGCUCCUGCUGCAUAUCUUCCAGUACCUGCCACUGCUGGACCGGGCUUAUGCCUCCCAGGUGUGCCGUGGGUGGAACCAAGCCUUCCACAUGCCUGAGCUGUGGAGAUGCUUUGAGUUUGAGCUCAACCAGCCAGCCAGCUCUUACCUAAAAGCCACACAUCCAGAUCUUAUUAAGCAGAUCAUAAAGAGGCACUCCAAUCACCUGCAGUAUGUCAGCUUCAAGGUUGACAGUAGUAUGGAGUCUGCAGAGGCAGCUUGUGACAUUCUUUCACAGUUGGUGAACUGCUCACUGAAGACCUUGGGCCUCAUCUCUACAGCCAGGCCCAGUUUCAUGGAGGUUCCAAAGUCUCACUUCAUCUCCGCCCUGACCGUGGUGUUCGUCAACUCCAAAUCGUUGUCUUCGCUGAAGAUUGACGACACGCCAGUUGAUGAUCCAUCUCUGAAGGUGCUGGUGGCCAACAACAGCGAUACCCUGAAACUGCUGAAAAUGAGCAGCUGCCCUCACGUCUCUCCUGCAGGAAUCCUGUGUGUGGCAGACCAGUGUCACGGGCUCCGAGAGCUAGCGCUAAACUACCACCUCCUGAGUGAUGAACUCCUGCUGGCGCUCUCCUCUGAGAAGCACGUCCACCUGGAACACUUGCGAAUUGAUGUGGUGAGCGAAAACCCCGGGCAGCACUUCCACACCAUCAAGAAGAGCAGCUGGGACGCUAUGAUGCGGCACUCGCCCAAAUUUAACCUGGUCAUGUACUUCUUCCUCUAUGAGGACGAGUUCGGGCCCUUCUUUAAUGAGGAAAUCCCGGUCACACACCUUUACUUCGGGCGCUCAGUGAGCAAAGAGGUCCUGGGCCGAGUGGGCCUCCACUGCCCUCGUUUGGUGGAGCUGGUCGUGUGCGCCAACGGCCUGCGUCCUCUGGAUGAGGAGCUGAUCCGUAUCGCCAAACACUGCACCCAGCUGUCAGCCAUCGGCCUGGGUGAGUGCGAAGUGUCCUGCAGCGCGUUUGUGGAGUUCGUUAAAAUGUGCGGCCGCCGACUGUCCCAGCUGUCCAUCAUGGAGGAGGUACUGAUUCCAGAUCACAAAUACUCCCUGGAUGAGAUUCACUGGGAGGUGUCGAAGCAUCUGGGCCGGGUCUGGUUCCCAGACAUGAUGCCGACCUGGUAGAGAGUGAAGCCUGUGCUCAGAGUUCAGUAUGUCGGGUUUGUGGUGCGCAACAAUCAUUGCCUCCAUGUUGCGUUGAAAAGCCUCAGCUGGGAAGCUCGAUGACAGCAUGGAGAGCAUGAACUUGCUGAACUCUCGUUAGCAGUGCAGGGAUGUAAUGUGGCACUCGACAACAACACAAUGUUAUCACAUUAUCAUGGAAAUGCCACAGAAUUCCUGCUCUGCUUAAUCCAUAGAUGGAAUUCAGCAAGCUGGCUUCGACCCACAGAAGAGGAAAUUGAACUAAAAAGCAAUGUUUUUAUAACUGCAAAUGGAGUUUGCAGUUACACACCCCUCUCAUAAUGUGUGUUGUGAGAGGCGUGUGUGAGUAUGUGCAUUUAUGUGUGAACGUGCGGGUGGGUGUUUACAUGUUUUCCAACAUUGAGCAGUAAAUUGGGACAAUUAGGUGCACAAUAGCAUGUUGUUACGCUACCACUUGGCCUACAUAAAUCCGGUGUGAGAUAGCAGCUCUGCACUCUGCAAUACAAUAUGGCAUUGACCGCAUGGUUGUCUGUACAUAGGAUGUGACAGAAGGUGUAUUUGUCAUGUGUGGCUGAAUUUUGCAGAAGAGUAGCUGGGUCCUACACCUCAUUUUAACCUAAUUUAAAGAACAGUGGUUGUGUUGUUUGUCCUCCUCGCCUGGGGAGCUCCAGUCGUGUCUCACAAACCACGAUUGUUGAACAAAUGGAAGAUGGCGGAGAGAAAAAGAAAUGUGUGUGUAUAUAGGUGUCUAAAUUGUGACGUGAAGGUGUACAGUGUUGAUUGAUGUCAUUGAUUUUUAUUUUUUCUCAAAGUUAUAUUUUGAGGAGGGUUUUUUUCUUCUCCCCCUGCAUCAAACACAAAUUGGCCUGAUAAAUGAUUUUAUCUAUUUUGGAAAAAGGUUUAUGUACAGUUUUAGAUUUCUUAAGCACCUUAGAUGAAUACCAAAUGAGAUGGAAUACACCUGGUCCUUGAGACCAAAUAUGGUGAUUAUUUAUACUGUACUGGGGCUUUGUUGAGUCAAAUCCCCAAGUGCUGCAUAUUGAAGUUGUAAAGCUCUAAUUAAAACAAUCAAAUAAUUCUAUGUAAAUAGUGCACAGAAAUGUCUGAAUUUGGAGGGUAGAGAUCUGCGGUCUCAGUUCUUCACGCUCAGAUUAAUUUGUAAUGAUUCAGUAGACUAGUCUGUAUGGCUGUUGGCUUACAGUGCAUGCUGGAAAUGCAAAUCCAACCCAUUUGUGUUUCUCAGAUGCAGUAAAAUGAAAAUAUUUUUUAUGUAGGUUUCAUUUGUAUCUUCUGCUAUUUGCCUGUUCAAGCUCUAAACCCUGGUUCUCUGUUGUGGAUAUAUCUGCCCUUCCAAUUAGUCCACAUUUGUUUCUUCAUCAUGCUAUCUUGUAUACAUGAGAGGAAGCAGUAUUCAUCCAUUAUAAACACUGUCUGCAGAUUUUUCUUGUGUUCCAAACAUCCAUUCAUUUCAGUCAAGAGGUUUGGCAAGUCAGAUGAGUGAAACAGUUUUUUUUUCCUUUAAGAAGGAAGUCAAAUGCAUCUGUAUAUAAAAACGCUGUGUGUUUAUUAUGAGUAGAAAUGUAUUUCUAUAUUUCACCCUCUGUCAGGGUUUGAAGUUUCCUUAACUGGUGGCUUGUCUUUUAUAAAACCAGAGUGCAAGUUAUCCUUUACUAGAAGGAUCUUUUUCAUACUAUAGCCACUAGAGAAGUUAAAACCUGUGUAAUUGAUUAAUAGGGAUUAUGCUUUUUUUAAUGAAUUUCAGUUUUUCAGUUAAACAAAAGCAACCAGCAGUGGUAUUUUUCUUUGUUUAGCUGGGUUUAGCUUCCACCUAUUGUCGCCGUGGUUUUGUUGGAUACAGGUGGUCCUAAUGUUUUGAGUCCACUACCACAAACUCGAUCCUUGGAGGGAUUUUAUUACUUCCUUUAAUGUAGUGGAAAAAGACCCUGUUUUGUGUGUGCGUUUUUAACAAAACACACACAAAAACAGUUGCCUUGAAGUGCUUUAUAUUUCAAGGUAAAACUAUAGUAAUGGAGAGAAAACCCCAACAAUUACAUGACGCCCUAUGAGCGAGCACUU